This is a messenger RNA of Octodon degus (degu), 2956 nucleotides long. It is a transcript of the gene Usp39, whose product is annotated as ubiquitin specific peptidase 39. Lineage: Eukaryota; Metazoa; Chordata; Mammalia; Rodentia; Octodontidae. Gene Ontology annotation, molecular function: zinc ion binding; cysteine-type deubiquitinase activity. Gene Ontology annotation, biological process: spliceosomal complex assembly; mRNA processing; protein deubiquitination. The transcript is spliced from 13 exons. Bases 105 to 1790 code for a protein of 561 amino acids. The record is from RefSeq and is a predicted model, not a curated record.
GUAGAGCGCUUUGCGCGCGGCACCAAGCCCGCCGCUGAUUGGUUGCGCUGCGCGCGCUGCGGCGUGCCCGGCGCCCGCGCUGGCUUGCUCGGCCGGUAGUAGCGAUGUCCAGUCGGUAUAGGCGGGAGUCUCGCGGUUCCACUCGCGGGAAGCGCGAGUCCGAGUCGAGGAGCAGCUCGGGCCGCGUGAAGCGGGAGCGGGAGCCCGAGGCCCCGAGCUUCCGGGGCAGCCCGGUGCGCGUGAAGCGAGAGGUCGAGCCGGCGAGCGUGCGCGACGUCCCGGUGUUCCCCAUCGCGGGGGUGCGGGUGAAGCGGGAGCGCGAGGCCGACGAGGACUCGGAGCCCGAGCGGGAGGUGCGAGCAAAGAAUGGCCGUGUGGAUUCUGAGGACCGGAGGAGCCGCCACUGCCCAUACCUGGAUACUAUUAACAGGAGUGUGCUGGAUUUUGACUUUGAGAAGCUGUGUUCUAUCUCCCUCUCACAUAUCAAUGCAUAUGCCUGUCUGGUGUGUGGCAAAUACUUUCAAGGCCGGGGCUUGAAGUCUCACGCCUACAUUCACAGUGUCCAGUUUAGCCACCAUGUCUUCCUCAACCUCCACACUCUCAAGUUUUACUGCCUUCCAGACAACUAUGAGAUCAUCGAUUCCUCACUGGAGGAUAUCACGUAUGUGUUGAAGCCUACUUUCGCAAAGCAGCAGAUUGCAAACUUGGACAAGCAGGCCAAAUUGUCCCGAGCUUAUGAUGGUACCACUUACCUACCGGGUAUCGUGGGACUGAAUAACAUAAAGGCCAACGACUAUGCCAAUGCUGUUCUUCAGGCUCUGUCUAAUGUUCCUCCUCUCCGGAACUACUUCCUGGAAGAGGAUAAUUAUAAGAACAUCAAGCGCCCCCCAGGGGACAUCAUGUUCCUGCUGGUGCAGCGUUUUGGCGAGCUCAUGAGAAAGCUGUGGAACCCUCGGAAUUUCAAGGCACACGUGUCUCCCCAUGAGAUGCUUCAGGCUGUUGUCCUUUGCAGCAAGAAGACUUUUCAGAUCACCAAACAAGGGGAUGGCGUUGACUUCCUUUCUUGGUUUCUGAAUGCCCUGCAUUCUGCUCUGGGGGGCACAAAGAAGAAAAAGAAAACAAUUGUGACAGAUGUUUUCCAGGGGUCCAUGAGGAUCUUCACUAAAAAACUUCCCCAUCCUGAUUUGCCAGCAGAGGAGAAAGAGCAGCUGCUCCAUAAUGACGAGUACCAGGAGACAAUGGUGGAGUCCACGUUUAUGUACCUGACGCUGGACCUCCCAACUGCCCCGCUCUACAAGGACGAGAAGGAGCAGCUCAUCAUCCCCCAGGUGCCGCUAUUCAACAUCCUGGCCAAGUUCAACGGCAUCACAGAGAAGGAAUAUAAGACGUACAAGGAGAACUUUCUGAAGCGCUUCCAGCUCACCAAGCUGCCACCAUAUUUAAUCUUUUGUAUCAAGAGAUUCACUAAGAACAACUUCUUUGUGGAGAAGAAUCCAACUAUUGUCAACUUCCCUAUUACAAAUGUGGAUCUGAGAGAAUACUUGUCUGAAGAAGUACAAGCAGUCCACAAGAACACCACCUACGAUCUCAUCGCCAACAUCGUGCAUGACGGCAAGCCCUCCGAGGGCUCCUACCGCAUUCAUGUGCUCCAUCACGGGACUGGCAAAUGGUAUGAAUUGCAAGACCUGCAAGUGACGGACAUCCUGCCCCAGAUGAUCACACUGUCAGAGGCUUACAUUCAGAUUUGGAAAAGGAGGGAUAAUGAUGAAGUCAGCCAGCAGGGGGCGUGAAGGAGCGGUCCAGGGCAUCGGUGGGGGACAGUGAGUAAGAGUCCUGAAGCUGUCGCUGAACACAGCCUGACUGCAGGGCCCUGAGUCAGCCCUGUUCUUAUGGGUUCUGCCUACACCAGAGCACUGUAGGGACCCAUGUGCCUGGGAUGGUCCUGUGCUGUCCCAGCUGGGUUUUGAUCAGGUUAUUGUAAAUUCAUGUUUCUUUCUCCUUCCUGUCUCUCUUUUAGCUUCAGCAGGCAGAGCUUUUUUACAGAUGGAUGUAAUUUAUUUCUAAGUAGGCUGGUGUAUUGAAAGGAUAGAUAAUGUCUUACAGACAUCAGGACUUGGGAUUCUGGGAAUAAGAAUGUGAAGACAGUGACUUAAGUCGUCUAUGUAGGUAGAUGAUUCUCCUGUGCUUCAUUUCUGUGUUUUUUGAAAUGGAUUAAACAUUCUCCUGUUUUUAAACUAGCCUCUUGUUUUCUUCACUUAUACUGCUGGCUAAGGAAAAGAUUUAUUUUUCUUUAUAACCUUUACAGACUGUCUAGCGUGCAGUCUGUCAUCUGGUGGACAUCUUCCUUGUCUCCUUGUGAGUGUGUGGGUGGUGUGACAGUUGGGGUACAUGUGUCUCUGAGUAACAAAAUACUGACUAGAAAUUACAAAUUACUGUUGUGUUUAACUAGAAAACUGGAGGUGGGUGGUGGCAGGCAGCAGCUGGGUUCUGCAAGGGGACAGGAGGAAGGGAUUGGUAUGAAGGCCGCCUGCUGGAAGGAUUGGGCAGAGUGGCUUUCAGUGGGCUCAGUCAUUGACUUCUGGCACCCUGGAAGAAGUGUGAUGUUGGUGGCAGACCCAACGAUGUGGAAGGCCCGAUGUGGCAGCUGGAAGCAGACAGCCCCCAUAGCAGGCUUUCCAGACACUGCACUGCCAUUUGGCACUCUCACUUUGUGGAUGCAGCAAGGAUGUCCUUCGUUCCUUGGCCUCUUGGGGUUUCAGUAUGUCCUCUGGGAUUCUGCCCUGUGUUCAGCUACUAAAAGCUGGGAUUCAGUAGGAUAUAGUUCUCAUUCUCUUCUCACUGUUUACUCCCCGUGCGCUGUUUAAAGUGUGCUGCAGCUUUGUUUCUUACUGUUAGGGAGGUGACUCAAAACAAACCUAACCCUGAACUUGACCUUUACGGUUCCCUGCCCAUGUGA